This is a messenger RNA of Papaver somniferum (opium poppy), 477 nucleotides long. Its product is annotated as bidirectional sugar transporter SWEET7-like. The record is from RefSeq and is a predicted model, not a curated record. Gene Ontology annotation, cellular component: membrane. Gene Ontology annotation, molecular function: sugar transmembrane transporter activity. The transcript has a single exon. Lineage: Eukaryota; Viridiplantae; Streptophyta; Magnoliopsida; Ranunculales; Papaveraceae. Gene Ontology annotation, biological process: carbohydrate transport. Bases 1 to 477 code for a protein of 158 amino acids.
AUGACGAUUGGGUUUAUUUACUACCUCGAAGCAGUGAUUUUGAUGACUCUGCUCCCUAAGUCGUGGAGAGAUACCGCAAUUGGAUUGUUGUGUGUCUUGGUCCACCCUUUAAUGUAUAAAGUGCCAUGCAACAGACUAGUCAGGGUUUGUGAGACAAAGAGGCUAGAGCAUAUGUCAUUCUCGGGUUCAGUUCACGGUUUUUUGAAUGCUGGAUGCUGGUUAUCAUAUGGGUUGCUCCGUGAUGAACCCUUCAUUAUUACAUGUAGCGCAGCGAAUUUUGUUUUCGGUAUAGUUCAGCUCAGUGUUUAUGCAUACUAUUAUUUCAACUACCCACAACCGAAGAGUUGCACAACAAAUGAUGAGAGGACUGCUGAAAGCAGUAACGCUGUAUCAGAACCAGAAAAAACAAGCAACAUCGAUGAUGAGAAGACUGCUCAAAACGAACUUCUACUUCCACUACUUGAGGAUAUGGUCUAG